This is a messenger RNA of Caenorhabditis auriculariae, 557 nucleotides long. Lineage: Eukaryota; Metazoa; Nematoda; Chromadorea; Rhabditida; Rhabditidae. The record is from the annotation of a GenBank genome assembly.
AUGCCACCUCGUGACAACAUCAACUCUAUUGGUGGACAAAGACAGGUAUGACAUUUAGGUUAUGACUAUUAAUUUUUUUUUUUUACGGAGCGUCCUUGUUAGGUUUUUGAAGCGGAAUAAGAUGUGCAAAGUAGAACUUGUCAGAAAGAUGGGGAAUCAAUUCAUGACCAUUUUUUGAAUAAUAAGGUUCAUUUUAGCCGGGCAGCGACAUGCAAUCCGGUAUUUCAAACGUGUGGAACAUCGUCAACGAGCGUCUGCGUGGCUUCGGUCUCUCCGACUUCCAGGUGAUGGGGUUCACGAUUGAGCCGGCUCAUUUGGCUCUCGCCGCCCUUUCCGUCAUAUUUUUCGGUCCUCUGGGCUUGGUCCUCGUGGUGAUAGGAAUAGUGGUCACUCAGAAUUCCAACAGAGGAGCUGGAGCUCCUCAACAGCCUGCUGUUAAUCCAUUCCACCGAGAUCCAAGUCAUUAUCAAGCCCAAGGCCAUUCAAGCCAAUCCCCCAGUCCAGCUCGGAAUCGCGGUCCUUUCUCCGGUGUUGGUCAGAAGCUUGGCUCUAACUAA